AUGAGCAGCAAUGUACUAUUUUUUUAUUUAAGCAUAAUUAGUUAUCUAUUUGUAGCUUCCUUAUGCUACCAAAUAAUUUAUGUAGAUUCAUAUGAGGAGGAUCAAGCAUACGAAAUAAAGGAGAUCGAUUCCUGCUCCUGGCGAUACUUCUGUCAUAAGGAGUUUAACUACUGCGAGCAAGGGUGUAGUUCAAAGAAGAAAUUGACAAGAGGGUAUAACCUGUUAAACACAAGCGAUUUAAAAAAGCAGUGUUUUGUCAACAUCGAGUGCGAGCAUUAUGAUAUUUAUUUUGAUUCAGAAGACACUGUGUAUUUUAAUUUUUUUUCCAAAAUUUUCUUUCGUAUUAACACGGACUUCACCUUGUAUGUGCAUUUGCGUAAAAGGACUGCAAACUCAAGGAAAAAAGAACUAAGUAACUCAAAUGAAGAAACAAGUCAUUGGGACAAAAAAAAUAAAAUGGUUGUCCUUAUUGAAAAGAUAAUUCAGUACAGACAUUUUAUAUCGAAAAAUUUUAAAAAAAGUUUGAUAAAAUUAUUAAUAUUUUUAAUUCUGAUUCAUAUGAUAUUUUGUUAUCUCUAUGUCUAUACAUAUUUACAUCAAAAAAAAUAUGAUGAAAGUAUGUAA
Plasmodium malariae is the source of this 624-nucleotide messenger RNA. Its product is annotated as conserved Plasmodium protein, unknown function. The record is from RefSeq and is a predicted model, not a curated record. Lineage: Eukaryota; Apicomplexa; Aconoidasida; Haemosporida; Plasmodiidae. The transcript has 3 exons. The coding region runs from base 1 to 624 and encodes 207 amino acids.